AUGCACAUUUCUAGCAGCAUUGUUCCUGUUUAUAGCAGCAGCAGCGUUGCUCCUGUUUGUAGCAGCAGCGUUGUUCCUGUUUGUGGCAGCAGCAGCGGCGUUGUUCCUGUUUGUGGCAGCAGCAGCGGCGUUGCUCCUGUUUGUGGCAGCGGCGUUGUUCCUGUUUGUGGCAGCAGCAGCGGCGUUGCUCCUGUUUGUGGCAGCAGCAGCGGCGUUGCUCCUGUUUGUGGCAGCAGCAGCGGCGUUUUUCCUAUUUGUGGCAGCAGCAGCGGCGUUGUUCCUGUUUGUGGCAGCGGCCUUGUACCUGUUUGUAGCAGCAGCAGCAGCGGCCUUGUACCUGUUUGUAGCAGCAGCAGCGGCCCUGUACCUGUUUGUAGCAGCAGCAGCGGCCCUGUACCUGUUUGUAGCAGCAGCAGCGGCCCUGUACCUGUUUGUAGCAGCAGCAGCGGCCUUGUGCCUGUUUGUAGCAGCAGCAGCAGCAGCCGUGUUCCUGUUUGUAGCAGCAGCAGCAGCAGCCGUGUUCCUGUUUGUAGCAGCAGCAGCCUUGUUCCUGUUUGUAGCAGCAGCAGCAGCCUUGUUCCUGUUUGUAGCAGCAGCAGCGGCCUUGUGCCUGUUUGUAGCAGCAGCCUUGUUCCUGUUUGUAGCAGCAGCAGCAGCCUUGUUCCUGUUUGUAACAGCAGCAGCGUUGUUCCUGUUUGUAGGUUGCAGCAGGUUUUUUUUUUUUUUUUUUUUUUAUGCAUCUGUUGCAGCAGUGUUUUUGCUCCUGUUUGUUGCAGCAAUGUCCCUGUUUGUAGCAGCAGCUGCAUGUUUUUUUUUUUUUUGCUCCUGUUUGUUGCAGCAUUGUUGUUGCUUUCUUUUGCUGCAUCAGCGUUGUUCCUGCAUUCCGCUGAAGAUAGGUUGAGGACCAUUGGUGAUCUUUGCAUUAUUACAAAGAAUGGCAGUGUGAUCCAAUGUCCUAGAAGUCAAGUCUAUACUAGAGAUGAUAUCUAAUGAUGUGAAAUGACUCUAUUUUUUUUUUUUUUUUAGCAGAGAAUAUUUUACCGUUUUUUAGUAACGUUAAGUAGACCUCCUGUAACACUCCACAGAAACCGACCAAUCCUUUCAGAAUAGACCUUAGCCGGGUUGUCAGGUGGUAUGUAAUCGUUGCUGCUUCCGUUGUGGACUUGGUGUUCAGUACUGAUAAUAUAUCAGGUUAUAGGAAUAGUUUAAUGUGACCCAUUAUGGAGAUUUCUCUGUAUAGUAUUUAAUAUCUUACAUGGAGUAAAGAUGUGUGCAGAUUAUAUUUCAUGUGUAUGAAUAGUGGUGUCCUAAAGUGAUUAAAACAUUGAUAUUAUUUAUUUUUUUAAUAACCUAGAACACUGUUUCCCACCCAGGGUGCCUCCAGCUGUUGCAAAACUACAACUCC
Messenger RNA from Hyla sarda, 1405 nucleotides. Its product is annotated as keratin-associated protein 5-4-like. The transcript is spliced from 2 exons. The record is from RefSeq and is a predicted model, not a curated record. Lineage: Eukaryota; Metazoa; Chordata; Amphibia; Anura; Hylidae. Bases 1 to 990 code for a protein of 329 amino acids.